Messenger RNA from Tribolium castaneum (red flour beetle), 1945 nucleotides. It is a transcript of the gene pippin, whose product is annotated as pippin. Gene Ontology annotation, biological process: transmembrane transport. The record is from RefSeq and is a predicted model, not a curated record. The transcript is spliced from 7 exons. Gene Ontology annotation, cellular component: membrane. Gene Ontology annotation, molecular function: transmembrane transporter activity. The coding region runs from base 392 to 1924 and encodes 510 amino acids. NCBI's taxonomy places the organism in Eukaryota, Metazoa, Arthropoda, Insecta, Coleoptera, Tenebrionidae.
CGGACGAAGUCAAUUUAAAAAUCAAAUUAUUCCAAUUGGAAAACAGAUCUUUAUCCAGUUGAUUAAAUUUUUGCCAACGAAAAGAGGUCAAGGUGAUAAAAUUUGAUAAACAACACCUUUUAAUUAAGUUGGGAGCAUUUUAAUUGUUGUCUCUCGCGAUCGUGGGCGUCCCUAAGGUCGCAGGAAGCCCCAAUUGACCCACAUUUGCGAAAAAAUCAACACCUGAAGACUGUCAAGGCUUCUACGCGCGAAAAAAUAGAACGGAAGUUUAAUUCAUUUGCAAAAACGUUAUUGAUGAUGAGAGACAAGGAUUUAGGCGUGGAGGGGGCUCAAAUAUUGCUCCACCAAGACAGAUAAAACAAAAAGAUUAAGAGCUUUGGGACAGUUGACAAUGUGCUCCGAUACCAAAUCAGAUCACAGCACUGACGAUGACAGCGAGCCGGGGAAAACCUCGCAGUACCAGCCCUUGCAGGAGAAGCGGCCCCAGAGUUGGAAAAAAUGCACUUGGAAGGGAGUCGUAGCCCAGAGUUUUGUGACCGGGGCGGUGAUGUUGAGCUCGGCGAGCUGCGGCAUGCCGGUGGGGUACUCCGCGGUGCUGCUCCCCCAGCUCAAGUACCCCAACGAGUCGCUGCGAAUCGACGACGAAAUUGGUUCUUGGAUAGCAAGUGUCCAUUCCGCCGCCACCCCGUUCGGCUCUCUCCUCAGCGGCGUUUUAAUGGACCGUUGCGGCAGAAAAUUAGCUUUACAAAUAGCUUCGCUCCCUUUAAUUCUCGGCUGGAUCCUCAUCGGACUCGCCCCCAAUCACGCGGUCCUGCUAGCAGGCCGCGUGGUCGCAGGCCUAUCCGCAGGACUCACAGCCGCCGCAGGACAGGUCCUGAUUGGGGAAAUUUCCGAGCCGCAUCUCCGCGGCAUGUUCUCGAGUGUUCCUUUCGCGAGCUAUUCCUUCGGGAUCCUCCUCGUUUACGCGCUCGGCUCGGUGCUCCCCUGGCGGGUAGUUGCAGGCUUAAGCACGGUUUUGCCCGUUCUUGCAAUCACGAUUUUCUUUUUCCUGCCGGAAAGUCCGGUCUGGCUGGUCCGGAACGACAAACCGGACGAGGCCAGAAAAGCACUGGUGUGGCUUCGGGGCGGGAAUUCGCUUCAAGCUCGACUUGAGACGGAGCAUUUGACCGAACGGAUUGAAAAGGAGCAAAAAAUCGGCAAGACGGCCACUAGCACCGGAAAUGUGAUUUUCAGGCCGGAGGUCAUCAAACCAUUCAUCAUAAUUAACUUAUUUAACGUCAUGCAAAUUUUCUCGGGGACCUACAUUAUCGUGUUUUACGCCGUUGAUAUUUUGAGUCAUAUUAAUAACCAGAAUUUGGACCACUUCAUGGCUGCGGUUUUAACAGCCGGUGUUCGGUUUAUUUUUUCAAUUGUGGCGUCUGCCCUUCUGGCCCUCAUCGGUCGCCGGGCGUUAGCCCUCACUUCCGGGCUCGGAACCACAAUUUCGGCCCUUUGUCUCGGCACUUUCCUCUACCCGCGUGACAAUUGCGCGGUUUCCGACUCCGGGGGCUAUUUCGCCGCCCUCUGUGUGCUGCUGUACGUAGCUACAAACACUGUCGGUUUCAUGAUUCUACCCGGAGUUAUGCUCGGUGAGCUGUUUCCUGCCAAAGUCCGGGGUUUGGCGGGAGGUUUGACCUUCAUGGUUUUUAAUUUCGUGCUUUUUGCAACGGCCAAGGCGUUUCCGGUUGUGAAAAAUGUAGUGGGGGUGCAUGGCGUAUUUUGGAUUUUUGGCGGCUCGGGUCUGUUUGCCAGCAUUUUUCUUUAUUUGAUGUUACCCGAAACUAAGGGCAAGACGUUGAGUCAGAUUGAGGAUUACUUCCAGGAAGGGAAUGUCACGUGGGUGGCCCGCAGGAAGGGAGAGGGGGAUAAGACUGAACACGUGUGAUAAAUAAAAUAUUUAUUAAAA